UGCUCCUAGGUCGAGCCGAAGAAAAUCGCGAGUGUGAUGUGUCCGACGAAGGAGAACAUCAGCGACCAUGCUGGACUCUCUUGGUGCUUUCAUAGACGCUAAGGAAAAACGGAAUGGCAUAGGAAUGGGGAACAUGAUGGGGCUGCUCGUUGUGCCGACCAUGACGACAGCGAAUUGUUGCACGUGACACAAUGAACAACGCAACCUCGUUGACGCUCCUGCUGAAUGCGUCUAAUGGUACCUUUUCGUCGUCCGACGAUCCCACCAACGCCAACACAUCUUUUUCGAUCACCCAGACAGUAUUCAUCGGCACCAUCGCAGCAAUCCUCUCUUUCAUUACCGUCGUUGGAAAUAUGAUGGUGAUGAUAUCGUUCAAGAUUGAUAAGCAGCUACAGACGAUCAGCAAUUAUUUCCUGUUCUCACUGGCAAUAGCGGAUUUCGCGAUAGGCCUCAUUUCCAUGCCUCUCUUCACAGUGUUCACGUUGCUCGGCUACUGGCCUUUGGGACCCCUCAUCUGUGAUACUUGGCUCUCACUCGACUACCUUGUUAGCAACGCAUCAGUACUCAACCUGCUCAUCAUCAGCUUCGAUCGCUACUUCUCUGUCACCAGACCGCUCACAUACAGAGCCAAAAGGACCACCAAUAGGGCUGCAAUCAUGAUCGGAUGUGCGUGGGGUAUAAGUUUACUUUUAUGGCCUCCUUGGAUAUACAGUUGGCCAUAUAUAGAAGGUGAACGUACAGUGCCGGACAAAGAGUGUUACAUUCAGUUCAUCGAGACCAAUCAUUACAUCACAUUUGGAACAGCGAUCGCAGCCUUCUACGUUCCGGUCACCGUCAUGUGCAUUCUCUAUUGGCGAAUAUGGCGCGAGACGGAGAAACGCCAGAAAGAUUUGCCAAAUUUACAAGGUCAAGGGGCUGGCAAGAAGGACUCUAGCAAGAGGAGUAACUCCAGUGAAGAAGCAAACAAUGCAUGCUCAACGGUGGAAGUGGAAGAUUGGCGAAGACCUCGAUCGGAAUCUUCAACAGGGGACAACGAUUCCGUUUAUAUGCCUGCUUCGAUUUAUGUGGAACACCAACCCCAUAGGCGAAAACCGAGGAAACGGGUCGGAUGGUUCUCCUGGUUUUGGAACGUCCGGGAUUGGUGUGUGGCGUGGUGGCAUUCGGGCAGGGAAGAUAGUGAUACUGAGGAUGAAAGUCCCAGUGAGCACGCACCCGGCUGUUCUACACCAAUGACCCUUGAAACUCCUGUGCAAAGUUCAGUUUCUAGAUGUACUUCGCUAAAUAUGAUAAGAGAUCCUUACGUAGCGGGUCUAUCAGUUCCUCAAAGGGACUUAGUAUUGUCUCAUUCCAACAUGACUCCAACUAGGAUGGUUCCACGAGAUUCCCGAAGCUUGCCUGUAGCCAAUCGACUAGGAACACGAUCAAUUUCAAACGACAGCAUCUACACAAUCCUAAUUCGACUUCCAGGUGAUACUAACGAGGGUGCUCCCACCAAUGAAGCACCUUCGAUCAAAAUGAUUCCUGAAGACAUCCCGAGGCCUUUACGAACCCACGCCGCUGGAGAUAUGGAUUAUCCGUACGUCCAAGCAAAUCAUCUGAAUAGAAGACCAUCGGCCGUGUCGGACAUUAGAAUUCCAUUGAAUGCUAAAAUUAUUCCUAAACAAAUGGGAGGGAAGACGCUUCUAACCACCGUCACCAAAACGCAAGCCAAAAAGAAGAAACGGGCAACUGAGAAGAAAGCCGACAAAAAAGCUGCUAAAACCUUAUCAGCUAUUCUGUUAACUUUUAUAAUCACCUGGACUCCAUACAAUAUUUUGGUGUUGCUAAAACCGGUGGCACCCGGCGCGAAGAUUCCUUCACAGGUGUGGGACUUUUUCUACUACCUUUGUUACAUCAAUUCGACAAUUAACCCCAUGUGUUACGCCCUGUGUAACGCAAGUUUUCGACGUACCUACCUAAGAAUUUUACAGUGCAAGUGGCAUAACCGUAACAGGGCUGCAAUGAACAGGGGAUUCUACAACUAGCAGCGCAGAGGGGGCAUGGACCUGAGGGUGCACUUCGCUGAGUAGGCCAUGCCCCUCGUUUCGUAAAAUAAAAAAUUGUAACGUAUUUCUCUUGUGCCAACAACAAAAACGACAUUCGGCGACCUAAGCCGGCCCUGUUCCGUAGCGCGAUGGGAUUGAUUUUUGUGUACCUAUGACUCAAAAACAAAUCUACAAACAUAG
Agrilus planipennis (emerald ash borer) is the source of this 2225-nucleotide messenger RNA. RefSeq names its product muscarinic acetylcholine receptor DM1 (gene mAChR-A). Gene Ontology annotation, cellular component: dendrite; synapse; plasma membrane. NCBI's taxonomy places the organism in Eukaryota, Metazoa, Arthropoda, Insecta, Coleoptera, Buprestidae. Gene Ontology annotation, molecular function: G protein-coupled acetylcholine receptor activity; G protein-coupled serotonin receptor activity. The record is from RefSeq and is a predicted model, not a curated record. The transcript has 9 exons. Bases 192 to 2024 code for a protein of 610 amino acids. Gene Ontology annotation, biological process: chemical synaptic transmission; G protein-coupled receptor signaling pathway, coupled to cyclic nucleotide second messenger; adenylate cyclase-inhibiting G protein-coupled acetylcholine receptor signaling pathway.